Drosophila busckii is the source of this 963-nucleotide messenger RNA. It is a transcript of the gene Mpc1, whose product is annotated as mitochondrial pyruvate carrier 1. The transcript is spliced from 3 exons. The record is from RefSeq and is a predicted model, not a curated record. The coding region runs from base 243 to 578 and encodes 111 amino acids. Lineage: Eukaryota; Metazoa; Arthropoda; Insecta; Diptera; Drosophilidae. Gene Ontology annotation, cellular component: mitochondrial inner membrane. Gene Ontology annotation, biological process: pyruvate import into mitochondria.
UGGCAGCGUAUUUAUUUUCUUUAUCGCUACAAAAAUUUAUGUAACUUUGAGAUUAUUGUGCCUCAAUCUAGUACGCUCAAAACACUUUUAACUGUGCACAAACUAUCAAAUCUUUGGACAAAUCGAAUACAACAACAACGAAAUAGAAAACAACAUCAACGACAACAACCUGUAAGACCUUGAGCUUGCUAAUUCGCAGACGCAUAUAAUUCCAAUCAAAAGCCAACGAAGUCACAGUAAAUAUGUCAAUUAGACGUGGACUAGCCUCAGCCGCCAGCAAGAGCAAAGGCAAUGAGUGGCGCGAUUAUUUUCUCAGCACACACUUUUGGGGACCUGUUGCCAAUUGGGGUAUACCCAUAGCAGCCUUAGCUGAUACACAAAAGAGCCCCAAGUUCAUCUCGGGCAAAAUGACACUGGCUCUGACGCUCUAUUCGUGCAUCUUCAUGAGAUUCGCCUACAAGGUGCAGCCAAGGAACUGGCUGCUCUUUGCUUGCCAUGCCACCAAUGCCACCGCGCAGUCCAUACAGGGCAUGCGCUUCCUCAACUACACCUAUGGCGAAAAGGAAAAGUCAGCGUAAGCAGCGAGAGGCGUUCAACUAUAUCAGAUUACCUGCGUGACACUAAUUCAAUAUUUGCACAAGCAAAAUGAGGCUCAACCAAAAUAAUGACGAUGAUGACAUUUAAUGUUAUUUUCUUAACGCAGACACGCACAGCGUCAACAAAUUUGCAUACACUGCCAACAGUAAUUGCUGCACUUGUCGGCCACUUAAAAUUGGCUGGAAUCUCUACUAACUCUAAAAGCCUCAGAACUUAGUUGCGCGCUUCGCUUGUUUUCUAACCUUUCGACCCGUAGAAAAAGUAAACUUGGUGUUGUUAUUUAAAUCGGAGAACUAAUUUCCUUUUGGGCUGUUAAACGAAAUUUUAUGUAUAGUCAAAUUUUUUAAUAAACUAACACAGCUAAAA